GCUGCCCGGAGCCGCGGCGCCGCCGGUCUGAGCUCGGCGAUCUGGGCCCAGGCGAGGCGGGCGGAGCGGGGCGGGAGCGAGCCUGACCGCCCGCCGGGCCGCGAAGACUGUCUCCCCGCGCGGAGGAGCACCCGGCUUGUGUCCUUGAGGAUCCCUGGAAGAUGCUCCAGCCUGCCCCGGGCUCCUUCAUUCAUGCUCAGGCAGCUUCCCCAUACAGUGGCCCUGAGGACUCCCUGACUGUGAUGAUGGAGGGGGGCCCAGCUGUCUGCUGCCAGGACCCUCGGGCAGAGUUGGUGGAGCGAGUGGCAGCCAUCGAUGUGACCCGCUUGGAGGAGGUGGAUGAUGGCCCUGAGCCUGCCAGGAAUGGUGUUGACCCUCCACCUCGGGCCAGAGCUGCCUCCAUGAUCCCCGACAGCACUUUAAGACCCGUCCCAGCUCGGCCUACCCUCUCAACCAGGAAGUUCUCCCUACAGGAGCGACCAGUGGGGAGCUGCCUAAAGGCCCAAGCUGGACCUUACGCCACUGGGCCUGCCAGCCACAUCUCUCCACGGACCUGGCGGAGGCCUACCAUCGAAUCCCACCGUGUGGCCAUUUCAGAUGCAGAGGACUGUGUGCAGCUGAACCAAUAUAAACUUCAGAGUGAGAUCGGCAAGGGUGCCUACGGUGUGGUGAGGUUGGCCUACAACGAAAGUGAAGAUAGGCACUAUGCAAUGAAAGUUCUUUCCAAAAAGAAGUUACUGAAACAGUAUGGCUUUCCACGUCGCCCUCCACCGAGAGGUUCCCAGGCUGCUCAGGGGGGGCCAGCAAAACAGCUGCUGCCUCUGGAUCGGGUGUACCAGGAGAUCGCCAUCCUGAAGAAGCUGGAUCACCUGAACGUGGUCAAACUGAUAGAGGUCCUGGAUGACCCAGCGGAGGACAAUCUCUAUUUGGUGUUUGACCUCCUGAGAAAGGGGCCUGUCAUGGAGGUGCCCUGUGAUAAACCCUUGUCAGAGGAACAAGCUCGCCUCUACCUGCGGGACAUCAUCCUGGGUCUUGAGUAUUUGCACUACCAGAAGAUUAUCCACAGGGACAUCAAGCCAUCCAACCUGCUCUUGGGGGACGACGGGCAUGUGAAGAUUGCUGACUUCGGUGUCAGCAACCAGUUUGAAGGGAAUGAUGCUCAGUUAUCCAGCACAGCCGGGACCCCAGCAUUCAUGGCUCCAGAGGCCAUUUCUGAUACUGGCCAGAGCUUCAGUGGGAAGGCCUUGGAUGUCUGGGCCACUGGAGUCACGCUGUACUGCUUUGUGUACGGGAAGUGCCCAUUCAUUGAUGACUACAUCCUGGCCCUACACAAGAAGAUCAAGAAUGAGGCUGUGGUGUUUCCUGAAGAGCCAAAGGUCAGUGAGGAACUCAAAGACCUAAUUCUGAAAAUGCUAGACAAGAAUCCCGAAACGAGGAUCAGUGUGCCAGACAUCAAGUUGCACCCCUGGGUGACCAAGAAUGGGGAGGAGCCCUUGCCUUCAGAGGAUGAGCACUGCAGCGUGGUGGAAGUGACAGAGGAGGAGGUGAAGAACUCAGUCAAGCUUAUCCCCAGCUGGACCACGGUGAUCCUGGUUAAGUCCAUGCUGAGAAAGCGUUCCUUUGGGAACCCAUUUGAGUCCCAAGCACGGAGGGAAGAGAGAUCCAUGUCUGCACCAGGAAGCUUACUCUUGAAAGAAGGCUCUGGUGAAGGGGGCAAGAGCCCAGAGCUCCCUGGAGUCCAGGAAGAUGAGGCUGCAUCCUGAGCUCCCGCAUGCGCCGAGGGCCGCCUAGCAGCACGCUCAUCUCGCGCCUCCAAAGGCCCACCGCCCUCAUGCCGACAGCCGCCCCUGCAGGCAGGGGGCUGGGGACUGUGGCCCCUCUCCCGGCCCCCCUCCCCCUGUCGUGCUGCAUGACCUCCACACGCGUGUCCAGGGACAGGAUUGGAAUAUGUGUCAUCUGGGAUUGGGGGCGGGGGCAGGGCUCCUGUGUGGCCUCUUCCUCAUCCUGGCUCUCCCUGGCAGGAAGCAUCCUGUGGGGAAGCUGGGUGCCCAUGGUGCCUUAGAAACCCCACUGGCUGAUUGGCAAGGCCUAGAGACUAGAGGCAGGAAACCAAGAUGACAGAUGGAGGCCCAGAUCACUACUAGUCGAAGAGACCUCCUUGCGGGGGGUGGGGGGGGUGGGGACUGAGUGGGCCUAGCUCACCUACCACACCCAGAUGGAGAGGUGUACCUUGUCCACUUCAGGGGGUGCUCCCAGAGGUGUUACCUGUUGAGAGCACUGAUUAGGAGACCUUGGAUCCUGGGCCUCACUGGGGAGGGGCCAGCAUAGGAGAAUUCAGAUUCCCUUGAUGCUGUCUUUGGAAGCAAAAGGGGAGGGGAGAGUAAGGCCUUUGGGGGACUAUCUGAAGACCUCUCCUACAGUUCAGGUGGUUCCCAGCACACCCCAUCAUUAGUUGGCAGCCAGGUGAACUGAACUGAACUUCCUGCAUUGCAUUUCCCACACAAACAAGCUGAAGUCAAACUGUGAGCAGAGGCCUUAACCAGGAGCACCAGAACUUUCCUGCCCAUCUCCCUCCCUCCGUGGCUCCCCAGAGCUGUAGUUGCACAAUAGACACCAAAGCAGACAUGGUCCAAGGCCCUACGCUGGCAGGACGGUCACCUUGCAUAUGCUGGAAUAACUGGAACCCGAUCUCCUGACCUGCAUUGGUCCUGCACAUCCGGUCCGGCAAGCUGCCCUCACACUCCUACAGUUGAAAGACAAAUUGCCCAUUGUUGGGAGACAGCACUAGAAGCAGGAUCCCAGUGGGGUCUGCAUGUUGACAGGUGGCUGCAGAGAGUCAGGCCUUGAUGGUCACACUCAGCCUGCUCAGAACUGGAGUGCUGGCACAGGCAGACACAACCAUGCUGGGACAGACUCAGUCCUCUCUGGCUGACUGGCUUGGAUACCCCACAUGAUCAAGAGAUUAUUCCCCCCUCCUCAAAGAAUAACCAAGUAGGACUCAGGUACUAACCCCUCCCCUGCAAACCUGAGCUGCACAGGGAACUUUAGUUGCCAGAAGGGCUGUGCUCUGCAGGAGGAUUUGUCAACGCUGAGGAGGAGGGCUGGGCUGGAGGAGGGCCUGGGUCCUGCACAUCUCUGUGGCCGUGGGUGUCCGUCGCGCCUCCGCGCACACAUGCGUGUGCGUGCCCAUCUGCUGUCCACAGCACACCCGCAUGCCUUGCACUGGCACAUGCAUCUGUACAACAGUUUCUGUGUCUAUUUCAGGCUAUGAGCAGAACGUGGCCCUUCGUCAGUGGGCCCACAUCUCUCCCUGGCGCCUCUGCAUUAAGGCAUUGAUAACCCAGGACUUAAAAGAAGAAAAAAAUUAGGGACUGUUUUUAAGAACACUUUUUAUAGAGUUCAAAAGAGGCAAGUCAAGCACUGGUCACAAGUCUGCGAGUGUUUCUUGAAUAGCUCUGUGCAGGGGCUAGAGGGUGGGGGAUAGGGGGUCUGUGUUGACUGGGUUGGCCCUGUCAGAACUCAAAAGGUGGACCCAGCUGUAUCGGCUCGGUUGGAGCCCAGAUGCCGGCCCCACCCCAUCCUGAGGGUUGUGGUCAGCAUCCUCGCUUUUCAGUGGUAGCACGAGGGAUGAACAACUCCGUAAGAGUGUUUUGAAAAUUAACUUCCCAGGAAGUGAGUUAAAAACAAUAAAAGCCUGUUCUUGAGUUAAAAACUCUUCGCGUACACAUCU
Messenger RNA from Erinaceus europaeus (western European hedgehog), 3730 nucleotides. RefSeq names its product calcium/calmodulin dependent protein kinase kinase 1 (gene CAMKK1). The coding region runs from base 162 to 1763 and encodes 533 amino acids. Gene Ontology annotation, molecular function: ATP binding; protein kinase activity. The transcript is spliced from 17 exons. Lineage: Eukaryota; Metazoa; Chordata; Mammalia; Eulipotyphla; Erinaceidae. The record is from RefSeq and is a predicted model, not a curated record. Gene Ontology annotation, biological process: activation of protein kinase activity; CAMKK-AMPK signaling cascade; protein phosphorylation.